Molecule: messenger RNA, 960 nt
Organism: Linnemannia hyalina
Lineage: Eukaryota; Fungi; Mortierellomycota; Mortierellomycetes; Mortierellales; Mortierellaceae
Source: the annotation of a GenBank genome assembly
AUGGUCGACGACCUCAACCCUUGGUCUAGUCAGGAUUUGGUUGGCGAUGAUCUCACAGCAUCACUGUCGGAGCUUGCACCCCUAGACUUUUCCAAUAUUCACUUUCAGGAUGACUUGUUCACCGUCGACAAAACCGAGAUUGCUGAGGCCCAUGAGGGAGAUACUACCAUUACAGACAAAGCCGGCGGUACUGAGGAGCAAGUCAUCCGAGCUGAAGGUGAUACCAUGGACACCGGAAGCGAAACUACUGAUAUCAAGGAGAUUGCCACCGAAACUGACGAUAUCGAGGUGGAUCUCUCCCCUGCGAAGCGCCACAAGAAGGACUCCAAGCAGUACGGAGCAGUAUGCCUAGUCUCUCGAGACGACGGACCAACACUUUGUCGCUCAUUGCUGCCGUUGUCCGACCUGGACAAGAUCAACGAAACCCUGCAUAAGUUGGGACUGGAAACAGAGAGGCACACCCACAACAUUGACAUCUUCAACACCCUCCUCAACAUCCACUCCUGGAUUGUCAAGGUUUCACAGCAGUUCUACAAGCUCGGCCUCGAUACAAGUCUCCCAAUCCUCCCUUUUCUUUCAAACUUGACGGCCUCGUCCAACGAAGAGACUGCUACGGAUAUUACGCCUCCAACCCUGGCCGGCAGAAAUCGACCUCCGUUGACACUGGCAGAUCUUGAAUCACCAGAAGGAUACCAAGAUUCGCCGAUCAAUCUGAACUCCAAACACGAUCAGAAGCAUGCGGCUAGACCCGAGCAGCUUUCGAGGCGUAUCGAUCGACACACACAGGGUCAACAUCAGCAGGAACCCAAACUUCACGACAUGUGGGCGCAGCACGUCGGGUUCCCGGUGUUUGGAGCUCAGGUUGCUCCAAGUGAACAUGAGCAGUGGACACAAAGACUAUACCCAAGGGAAGCUUGCGAUGGGGGCCUGGCCCAUCGAGACCAAGACCAGCCCUGUUGA